GGAGACAGGGGAAUAGACAGACAGAAAGGAAGGGAGAGAGGGUGUGUAAGAAAAGAGUGAGAGGGAGAUAGAGAGAUAGAGACACAGGGAGAGGAGUGCAGGACGUGGAAAAGGUUCUUUUCGCAGCUUUGCAUUCUUUACAACAGACAUGCCCAACUUUGCUGGAAUCUGGAAGAUGAAAAGCAGUGAGAAUUUUGAUGAACUUCUCAAAGCACUGGGCGUGAACGCCAUGCUGAGGAAGGUGGCCGGGGCAGCAGCCGCCAAGCCCCACGUGGAGAUCCGCCAGGAUGGAGAACAGUUCUACAUCAAAACCUCCACCAGCGUUCGCACCACUGAGAUCAACUUCCACAUCGGUGAAGAGUUUGACGAGGAGACUGUGGACGGACGAAAAUGCAAGAGCCUGGCCACCUGGGAGACCGAGAACAAGAUCCACUGUAAGCAGACUCUGGUGGAGGGAGACGGACCCAAGACCUACUGGACCCGCGAGCUCAACGGGGACGAACUCAUCCUGAUAUUUGGGGCCAAUGAUGUUGUGUGCACGCGGAUCUACGUUCGGGAGUGAACCUUCACAUCAUCAUCAGGAUGGGACAGUACAUACAUGACAGAACCCCAUCUGGACACACCACCCCACAACCCUUUGUAGCCAGCUAGCUAGCUAAUGUUCACUGUAUUCUGUGUCAUCUCUGAGCAAACUCUACGUAGCCCCCACAUAUGGCAGCCAUGUUUGUCCGUGUCCUGUGUGAAACUGUUGGGUUUGUGGCAUUUGCUGUAUUAUUAGUCUGUCUAGAACCCCCCCCCCCCCGCUAGAUGCUCAGUCUUCGCAUCUGUCACCCUGCGGUCAUUUUGUUUGGGCAGAAUUUAAAAAUCAAUCAGGCCCUCAUGUUCAUUGACAAACAAUAAGAAAUAAA
Molecule: messenger RNA, 908 nt
Organism: Lampris incognitus (smalleye Pacific opah)
Lineage: Eukaryota; Metazoa; Chordata; Actinopteri; Lampriformes; Lampridae
Gene: crabp1a
Product: cellular retinoic acid binding protein 1a
Exons: 4
Coding region: 149-562 (137 amino acids)
Biological process (GO): fatty acid transport
Cellular component (GO): nucleus; cytosol
Molecular function (GO): fatty acid binding
Source: RefSeq, a predicted model, not a curated record